AAUUCAUAUUUAGUACAGUAGCUAACUAAAUGUUACUAGUGUUAGACACUGACGAGCCUGCAGGGAUGAAGAGGACAAGAGUUGAACAGAGACUUACAGAGCGGUAAAGAUCUAGGGGUAAAGAGAGGAGUAUGUUGGUUGUUGCAUACACAGAAUAUUUUUCACAGGGAAAAAGAUAAGCGAAGAUGCAGGAGAGGGAGCACCAAGUAGCAUUUGUUGUGGACUCAGUUUGUGAAGGCAUGACUUUUAAUGUAAAGAAAAGGGCAAUCAUUAAAGUAUCAUUAGUUGUGACUUCAGCAAAUCAGAUUUUCUCUCCUCUACUUAUACUGGGUGGAAUAUCAUUAUAAAGCACAGAAAAAAGAGAGAAGAAGGAGAGGAAAGCAGAGCAGCUCUGGCUCUGAGCUCUUUUGCAUGAUCGUCCAUGGUUAUUAGUGAGAACCUGAAUAGAAAUACUCAUCUAGUUGAAUGGAUAUAUCAGCUUCACAAUACAAUAGUGCGAGUGAAUCUGGUUGGACCCAUUACUUGGACCAGUCCUUUGUUUCUGGAAAUUACUUUCAGAUGAGUGGUGGAGUUGUAGAGGAUGAAGAAGAUUUGUCCAUGGUCUCUGAUGCUUCUUCUGGGCCUCCACACUACCAUGAUGAUGAUGGUGAUGGUGAUGAGUGCUGCUAUGAAAAUUGGUAUGCCUGUCAUUCUUCCUCCCAACACUCCAAGAAUUCCAAAGAGAAGAUGAAGAAGAAGAAGGUGAAAGAAUCUAGCAAGCAUCAACAGGCUUCACACCUUGAUGAUGACACUGCUAGCUCCCCUGUUUUCGGCUGUUCCAAGAAGAAAGCCAAUUACCCAGGGAAUGGAAUGCUGGAGAACGCAAUGGAAUUCUCUCAAAGUUUUUCUGCAACAAGAAUAACGGUAGCACAUGCAGUUCCAUUAUUGAUUUCUUCAUUUCACUUUGUGUUUCCCACCUGACCCACUUUCGGAGUUUAUAAUGUUGAGGAAAAUAUGUCGGCAGGUAAAGCCUAAAUCCAGAAGCACUUCAGUUUCUUUGAGCGCUCUCUUGCUGGAAAACAAGCUUCAGGAGAAUCAGGUGGAUUCAGUGAAGAAAAAAGGAGAUGAAUGUUUCUUCUUCAGGAAUUUUUCUCUGCUGCUGCGUUGCUGUCAAAAGACACUCUAGAGGACGUCAAAGGAGGAGCUUCUCAACGUCAAAAGGAACUCCUGUGUUACUCUUUUCCCCUGUUUCUACCCCAAAAAAAUAAUAAGAAAAAUUAGUUUGGUGUAGUAUAGUCUUUUCAAUGGGCCAUUGAUGCUGCUAAUGCGGUAAAAAGACAAAAGUGAGAAUAUAAAAACCAAAUUGAGGGCUCUAACUUUUAUUUUCAAUUCCGCUGUUGUCAUUGGUGGCAAGUUCAUUGUUUUCGCUAUUAGUUCAACCCAUGAUUCUCUAAAAGCCACAGCUGAAUGGACAAAACAUGGAAGAUUCGAAUAAUAUGAAGCUUUUCGAAAUGUAUUAUUUUUGUGAGACGGGAACGUCACCACGAAGCAUAUGGCAGAAACCCAAAGGGCUGAUGAGAAGAAGUGGCCCACUUUAUUAAGUUCCAGCCUAGCUCAAAGUGCUUUGAGAUGGUAAAUAUGGUAAGGGGAAGGGUUGGAGAUAGUUAAUGAGACCCACACAAAAGCUUCGUUUUCAGCCUAAAAGUGCAACCCCACCACCAUCUGAUAGCAAUCCACACACAAUUUGAUCCAUUCGUGACACUGCUUGAAUUAUUAGUUUUGUUUUUGGUUGCAACUGCAUAUCCAACUAGAAUUGUUAUUGCAAGUGUUUUCUAUCACCAAAGAACUUGGAUGAUAAACGGACAGUGAAUCCUUCUUUCUUGUUCA
Prosopis cineraria is the source of this 1866-nucleotide messenger RNA. RefSeq names its product protein SOB FIVE-LIKE 6-like. The transcript has 4 exons. Bases 466 to 960 code for a protein of 164 amino acids. The record is from RefSeq and is a predicted model, not a curated record. NCBI's taxonomy places the organism in Eukaryota, Viridiplantae, Streptophyta, Magnoliopsida, Fabales, Fabaceae. Gene Ontology annotation, biological process: cytokinin biosynthetic process.